Stylophora pistillata is the source of this 2228-nucleotide messenger RNA. RefSeq names its product glycine receptor subunit alpha-2. Gene Ontology annotation, cellular component: membrane. Lineage: Eukaryota; Metazoa; Cnidaria; Anthozoa; Scleractinia; Pocilloporidae. Gene Ontology annotation, molecular function: extracellular ligand-gated monoatomic ion channel activity; GABA-A receptor activity. Gene Ontology annotation, biological process: monoatomic ion transmembrane transport. The record is from RefSeq and is a predicted model, not a curated record.
AUUAUAUCGGCGUUUGCAGUUUGCAGUUUGGCUUCGACAGACAGACAGCUCAUGAGCAACUUGAUUUACAAGAAAUGCAGUAUCUUCGGGUAUUACACUGACAGGAAAUUGGGCGAUUUUCAGUCUAGCUGAAAAUAUAUAUGAAAUCAGUUGACGGAAUUUGGUACUUUAUUUUGACGAAAUAUGAAAACUUAAGUCUAACUUUAUAUUAAUAAAUAAUACACUUAGUCGGAUUUUGUAACCUCUUACCUAAUAAUUCAACAUUUUUUCACUUCCACAAAGGAAAAAUGAAAUAAUAUUUCGGUUUUGAACUAAAAUUUGUAACACUUGACCCAUAGCUGUCAGCAACGGAAAAAAUCAAGGGUAAUAAUAGAAUCCGUUGUUUAUGUUAGUAUUUAAAACAAAAAUGUCUCUGAAGCAGUUUGUAGUGUCAGUAUAUGUUUACAUAAGAGGAUUAAUAAACCUUCUUAAAGAUUUAACUGCUCGAAAUCAUUUUGAAGGUGUUUCGUGUCGGAUUAAAGAAGGGAUACUUUGUCCACCGCAAGUAAAUUCAAUGCCAACCGCUGGAUUGAGAAGAUAAAACAGCUAAAACCAGACCAGGAAUUUUAAACGGUGCCUUCAGAGAUAUUAAAAACAGAGCUGCAAAUACUGUCGCAAACAACCACGCACAUGCAACAGAAAGAUUGACGACGUAAACUGGACAGAUCGAGUAGUAUAGGGAAGAAACUUGAUGAUAUACUUUGCAAUGAUGAAAGCUUUCCGCACGAAGAUUCGUUACUCAAGUUCUAGUGUCAUAUUGUUUCUUCUUCUCACAAACCCUGGAAGGGUCCUCUGUGAAAGCAAUCUGCUUACUAAGUUUUUUACCGGAUACGACAAAGCGAUAAGACCUAAUUUCGACGAAGGGAAACCUUUAACUGUUUCUGUUGACUUAUAUGUGGACGCUUUUGGAAACAUCAAAGAGGCCAAUAUGGAGUAUUUAAUAUACGGUUACUUUCGCCAACGAUGGAAAGACUCACGCCUAGCUGGAAGACUUAAUUACACGCUUACCAUAAGCGGAGCUGAUAUCGACAAAAUCUGGGUACCAGAUCCCUAUUGUUAUAACGCCCGGGAGUCAAAUAUGAUGAUGUUAGAUACACAACUGCACAGCAGAAUAUCUGUUGAUCCCAGCGGAGACGUCUUGUACAGCAAAGGAGUGACGUUGCUAGCCUCUUGCGACAUGAAUUUGCGAAAUUUUCCUCUGGAUUCCCAAAACUGCUGUCUAAAAUUCGGAAGCUAUGGAUACAGUACAGAUCAUAUUCACUUUGAAUGGGGACCUGCAGGUGUUUCUGUAGGAAAUAACGAAAUGGCUCAGUUUGAGUACAAAGGCAACAAACUCUCCUCGGGCAUAGACGAGUAUAGCGUUGGUAAUUUCUCGACGGUUACAGUCAAGUUUAUAUUUGAGCGACGAGUCGGUUAUUACAUAAUUCAAGUGUAUCUUCCAGACGUUUUUGUAGUGGCACUGAGCUGGAUAGUGUUUUGGAUGGACAAGAAAGAAAUGGGGGACAGAAUGGCUUUAGGGAUCACCACGAUUCUAACAAUCAUGUUCCUUCUUGGCUCUCUUAAUGCAACCAUGCCUCGAGUCAGUUACCCAAAAGCUUUAGACUGGUACUUGCUGGUGUCGUUUACGUUCGUGUUUCUGUCGCUAAUUGAGUGUAUGGUCGUGUUUAUACUUACCUUGAGGUCUGGCGAAAACAAGGAUAACUCGAAAUAUAAGUUGAGUUCAAUUCCUCUUUCAACGAUGGAUAUCAGUGAGUUAACGCUGCCUCCGCUAGAAAAUAGCGUUAAUGGAAACAAAGAAAUACAUAUCAAUGGAAAAGCUCACCGGCUGUGCUCUCCAGAAAAAAAGGACGGAAACGUGAGAGAUGAUAGACUGGCCAGAUAUUUGAUUGACAGCAGUUACAAGACAACGGCCGCUGAUCGCGUUGAUCAGGCGUCUCGAUUUUUGUUUCCAGUGUUUUUUGUGAUUUAUAACAUUGUGUACUGGGCUAUGUAUGCCCUACCUGAAAAGAAACUUGAGUAAGCAUCACAGGACAUAAGUAAAAAGAAAAACCAGCCACAUCAGCGAAUCAGGUGACGGUUAAUGAAUGCAAAAUCUAAUACCAGCGCUUCACACUUUUUUCAUUAUUUCACUACGAAGAAUCACGAGAACAGAAUUCCGGUUUUUCAACAGGUCCACAUCAGUAACUCUU